This is a messenger RNA of Penicillium nucicola, 657 nucleotides long. RefSeq names its product flavin-linked sulfhydryl oxidase. Gene Ontology annotation, molecular function: flavin-dependent sulfhydryl oxidase activity; flavin adenine dinucleotide binding. The transcript has 2 exons. Lineage: Eukaryota; Fungi; Ascomycota; Eurotiomycetes; Eurotiales; Aspergillaceae. The coding region runs from base 1 to 657 and encodes 218 amino acids. The record is from RefSeq and is a predicted model, not a curated record. Gene Ontology annotation, cellular component: mitochondrion.
AUGGCAGAAAUACCAGCAGGGCAACCCAAUGCUCAAUACAAAGGCACCGGGAACCUCUUCAGCCAAUUCCCAACUGCCGCAAGCUCAUCUAAGCAACCUGGAGACGAUGACUCGAAAGCCCCAUUACCAAAAGGCGUUGUCCUAGAUAAGGACGGCAAACCCUGCCGCACCUGCACAUCCGUCGCAUCCUGGAAAGCCCUAACAAAACAAGCCAAAGCGGAGACCCCAGGCAGCGCAAGCAAAACAGCGACAUCAACUGCCGCCAUAGCAGCAUCCGCAACGCCGUCAUCAAGCGAAACACCCGCAGAAUGCCCCCCAGACGUCGAACAACUCGGCCGCUCAACAUGGACACUGCUGCAUUCGAUGGCAGCCACGUACCCCGAGAAAGCCAACACAGAGCACCAAGAGAAUAUGCGCGGAUUUCUGAAGUUUUUCUCGAAGCUCUACCCGUGCUGGGUGUGCGCGGAUGAUUUCCAAACUUGGAUGGCGCAUCCCAGUGGAAGGAAUCAGCCCAAGCUGGAGAGUCGGAAGGAGUUUGGGUGGUGGAUGUGUGAAGCUCAUAAUGAGGUGAAUCGGAAGCUCGGGAAGAAGGAGUUUGAUUGUCGGUUUUGGGAGGAGAGGUGGCGGACUGGGUGGAAGGAUGGGAGGUGUGAUUAG